Messenger RNA from Drosophila melanogaster (fruit fly), 1362 nucleotides. RefSeq lists its product as uncharacterized. Lineage: Eukaryota; Metazoa; Arthropoda; Insecta; Diptera; Drosophilidae. Bases 216 to 1121 code for a protein of 301 amino acids. The record is from RefSeq and is marked reviewed. Gene Ontology annotation, cellular component: nucleus; cytoplasm. The transcript is spliced from 2 exons. Gene Ontology annotation, biological process: programmed cell death involved in cell development.
AAGUCGUAGAGAGCGGACGUCCGAGCAAGUGAAAAAACCUAGUUUUUGAAUAUUUCAAAAAGUGCCGACCAAAAGUAAAGAAAUAAACUAACUUUUGUGUGCGAAACAAUAAAAAAAGUUAGAGAUUAGUCACCACAACUAAAGCAACUGGAGGGCGGAAGCACUCUGUCUGACUACAACAUCCCCUUCACUUGGUCCUGCGUCUGCGUGGUGGCAUGCAGAUCUUCGUUAAGACCCUCACUGGCAAGACCAUCACCUUGGAGGUCGAGCCAUCCGAUACCAUCGAAAACGUCAAAGCCAAGAUACAGGACAAGGAGGAAAAUCCCCCAGAGCAUCAGCGUUUGAUCUUCGGCGGAAAGCACCUGGAGAACGGACGCACUCUGUCCGACUACAACAUCCAGAAGGAGUCGACCAUUUACUUGGUCCUGCGUCUGCGGGGUGGCAUGCAAAUCUUCGUGAAGACCCUCACUGGCAAGACCAUCACCUUGGAGGUCGAGCCAUCCGAUACCAUCGAAAACGUCAAAGCCAAGAUACAGGACAAGGAGGAAAACCCCCCAGAGCAUCAGCGUUUGAUCUUCGGCGGAAAGCACCUGGAGAACGGACGCACUCUGUCCGACUACAACAUCCAGAAGGAGUCGACCAUUUACUUGGUCCUGCGUCUGCGUGGUGGCAUGCAGAUCUUUGUGAAGACCCUCACUGGCAAGACCAUCACCUUGGAGGUCGAGCCAUCCGAUAGCAUUGAAAACGUUAAGGCCAGGAUCCACGACAAGGAGGGAAUCCCCCCAGAUCAACAGCGUUUGAUCUUCGCCGGAAAGCAGUUGGAGGACGGACGCACUCUGUCCGAUUACAACAUCCAGAAGGAAUCGACCCUUCACUUGGUCCUGCGUCUGCGUGGUGGCAUGCAGAUCUUUGUGAAGACCCUCACUGGCAAGACCAUCACCUUGGAGGUUGAGCCAUCCGAUACCAUCAAACACGUCAAAGCCAGGAUCCACGACAAGGAUGGAAUCCCCCCAGAUCAUCAGCGUUUGAUUUUCGCCGGAAAGCAGCUGGAGGACGGACGUACUCUGUCCGACUACAACAUCCAGAAGGAGUCGACCCUUCACAGUCACUUUAAGUGGUAGAGAGCGAAAACAAAUUAACCCACCGUGAGGGAGAGAGCAGGCGGCGAAUUUCCAGUCAACUUAUACCUAUACCUAUAAAUACCAGCGCGCUGCUGUAAAACGAAUCGUAAGCUGUGAAAAAGUCGUAGAGAGCGGACGUCCGAGCAAGUGAAGAAAGCAAGUUUUUGAAUAUUUCAAAAAGUGCAGACCAAAUGUAAAGAAAUAAAUUAGCUUUUCUGUGCGAAACAGGAAAAAAAUUCCG